Molecule: messenger RNA, 780 nt
Organism: Plasmodium coatneyi
Lineage: Eukaryota; Apicomplexa; Aconoidasida; Haemosporida; Plasmodiidae
Exons: 1
Coding region: 1-780 (259 amino acids)
Source: RefSeq, a predicted model, not a curated record
AUGGAGGAAUUCCUCACAAAGCUGAAGAAAAUAUCUGAGCAGUACAACAACCUGCUACUGGAAAAAAAGAUCAUCGACAAGCGGAUCGCACACAUCGGAGAAAAUAUACGCAAGUAUGAAGAGACCAGGGACAAAUCCAUGAAGGACGUGGAGUUGAAAAAAAACCAGCUGUUAAAAAACAGAAAUAAACACAUAAUCAUGUGUCAGAAAAUGGAACAGCUAAAUGGAAAACUCAACGAAAUACUCAUAAGAAAGCAAAGCAUAGAUGAUGAUGAAGAGAAAAAAGUGAUAAAAAAACAAAUCGACACAGUUAACAAUACAUAUGUUUUGUUGAAGCAUGUGCAAAAUUUAAAUGAUGCAAUGCUUAAGGGGGAAGAUAAUCGUUACUAUAAAAUAAUUACAGAAAAUAUACACAGCAAAAGCUUCAGUAAUAAGAAAACGCUGAAUAUACUGAACAGCUUCCUGCGUAAAAGUCGGGCCAACAUCCAGGAGAGGGACAGCAACGGGGGAAAAUCCUCCCCAAAUUUAUCCGAAAAUUCAUCGGAAAAAUAUUUUAAAAUCAUUCAAACGAAUGACAUUGUCCAAAAGCUGUUAACCCUUUUUUCGGGAGAUCACACCACCCUCACGAUCGAUAAGCAGCAAUUCCUGUUUGUUCUUCUUAUGAAUAUUCUUCGUGCAAUCGCUUUCAGCAGGGAAGGGGUCAUUCCCCCUGAUGAAUGCAAAACCAGGAAUCACGUGAUUUACAAUUUUUUGCACAACAAUUAUAUACUUCACUUGUGA